Staurois parvus is the source of this 291-nucleotide messenger RNA. The record is from the annotation of a GenBank genome assembly. Lineage: Eukaryota; Metazoa; Chordata; Amphibia; Anura; Ranidae.
UUCAGUAUCAAAAGCGGACCUCGAUCUACACUCGGGCUUACCAGUGUAAGGGAUACCCUGCAGCGCUUACCUUGUCCUUCGCUCCCGCGAUGUCCCUCCUGCAGCGUCCCCGGCCAUCUCCUCCGGCCGAUGCCGGCAUCCGGCUUCUGUGUCCCGGUCCCUGUGACGUCGGGACGUACGGGGGCCGGAACCGGCGGCAAAUUUAAAAAUUUUAAAAACUGUCAUUUUUUUGUAAAUUUUGUCCCUAGUGCUUUGUCCUGUGCCCUGCUUGCAUUUUGACUGUUCUUUCUG